Molecule: messenger RNA, 843 nt
Organism: Fusarium coffeatum
Lineage: Eukaryota; Fungi; Ascomycota; Sordariomycetes; Hypocreales; Nectriaceae
Exons: 2
Coding region: 1-843 (280 amino acids)
Biological process (GO): rRNA (guanine-N7)-methylation
Cellular component (GO): nucleolus
Molecular function (GO): rRNA (guanine) methyltransferase activity
Source: RefSeq, a predicted model, not a curated record
AUGUCUCGUCCUGAGGAUACCCUCGCGGCCGACGUCCACUAUGACGAUACCGAAGCACGAAAGUACACAACAAGUUCUCGAAUCCAGAACAUUCAAGCCUCAAUGACAAGACGAGCCCUCGAACUUCUCGAUCUCAAGUCCCCAUCCCUCAUUCUCGACAUCGGCUGCGGUAGCGGUCUUUCCGGCGAAAUCUUGUCUUCUGUCGAACCUGAAGAUGGCGGCCCUCACACUUGGAUUGGAAUGGACGUUUCACCUUCGAUGCUGGAUAUUGCGCUGCAGAGAGAUGUGGAGGGUGAUUUGAUGCUGGCAGAUAUUGGACAGGGCGUUCCUUUCCGAGCGGGUACUUUUGAUGCGGCGAUUAGUAUCUCUGCUAUUCAAUGGCUCUGCAGUGCUGAAACAAGCGACACAUCCCCCGUCGGUCGCCUGACUCGCUUCUUCAACGGUCUCUACGCCUCUCUCAAGCGCGGCGGUCGCGCAGUCUGCCAAUUCUAUCCCAAAAACGACGACCAGCGACAAAUGAUCACCCAAGCGGCCGUGAAAGCCGGUUUCGGCGCCGGUAUGCUCGAAGACGAUCCCGGCACCAAGAACCAGAAGCUGUACCUCGUCCUCACCGUCGGCGGAGGCGAUUUGACCAAGAAGGGUGGUGAUAUUACUGGUGUUGUUGAUGGUAUGGAUGGAGUUGAUGUUGAGGAUGCUAGACGGUCUAUCAAGACUCAUGCUCCGAAUAUGUCCAAGGGUAGCAAGGCUUGGAUCGUCAAGAAGAAGGAGCAGAUGGAGCGUAAGGGAAAGAUUGUCAAGUCGACGUCCAAGUAUACUGGACGAAAGAGACGGGUGCAGUUUUAA